AUGAGUGGCAAAGGCAGGCAAGGCGGCAAGGUCCAGGCCAAAGCCAAGAUCCGCUCAUCAUGGGCCGGGCUGCAGGUCCCUGUGGGCCGCGUGCACCGCCUGCUCUGCAGGGGCAACUACUCGGAGCGGGUAGGGACAGCGCCCAGGUACCUGGAACUGGCGGGCAAUGUGGCUCAGGACAAGAAGACCCGCAAUAUCCCGCCCCACCUGCAGCUGGCCAUUCACAAUGACAAGGAGCUCAACAAGCUGCUGGGCAAGGUCACCAUCGCUCAGGGCAGUGUCCUGCCCAACAUCCAGGCUGUGUUGCUGCUGUCUAAGAAGACUGAGAGCCACCACAAGGCCAAGCAAGGGCAAGUAAAACAGCCGGAGUUGUACUUAGAGAACUUCUGA
This is a messenger RNA of Suncus etruscus (white-toothed pygmy shrew), 390 nucleotides long. Its product is annotated as histone H2A type 1-H-like. Gene Ontology annotation, cellular component: nucleosome. The record is from RefSeq and is a predicted model, not a curated record. The transcript is spliced from 3 exons. The coding region runs from base 1 to 390 and encodes 129 amino acids. Gene Ontology annotation, molecular function: protein heterodimerization activity; structural constituent of chromatin; DNA binding. NCBI's taxonomy places the organism in Eukaryota, Metazoa, Chordata, Mammalia, Eulipotyphla, Soricidae.